AUGGGAGUCGAGGAAAAGACACGCGCUUCGGGCGACCAGCCCCGGGAGCCGAACCAGCCCGUUCUUCCCACCGUCAACCCUGAGGCUGAGAAGUCGCAGCCCGCCAAGGCAUCGCUGCACCCCGCCGUCUAUGUGAGCAUCUGGAUCACCCUGAGCUCCUCGGUCAUUCUGUUCAACAAGUGGAUUCUUUCCACGCUUGGCUUCGCCUACCCGGUGCUGCUCACCACGUUCCAUCUCGCGUUUGCGACGGUGAUGACCCAGCUUCUGGCCCGGUACACCACCUUGCUCGAUGGCCGCAAGACGGUCAAGAUGACUGGCCGCGUCUACCUGCGUGCCAUUGUACCCAUUGGUUUCUUCUUCAGCUUGAGCUUGAUCUGCGGUAACUUGACCUACCUCUACCUGAGUGUUGCCUUCAUUCAGAUGCUCAAGGCUACCACCCCGGUCGCUGUCCUCCUUUCCAGCUGGGCUCUCGGCGUCUCGCAGCCGAACCUGAAGGUCUUCCUGAACGUUUCGGCCAUCGUCGUCGGUGUCGUGAUUGCCUCGUUCGGCGAGAUCAAGUUUGUCUGGAUUGGGUUCAUCUACCAGAUUGCCGGUAUCAUCUUCGAGGCGCUCCGCCUGACCAUGGUCCAGCGCCUCCUGAGCUCUGCGGAGUUCAAGAUGGACCCCCUUGUCUCGCUGUACUACUUCGCCCCGGUCUGCGCUGCCAUGAACUUUGUCAUUGCCCUUUUCUGGGAAGUCCCCAAGGUUACCAUGGCUGAGGUCUACGAUGUCGGCCUGUUCACCUUCUUCCUGAACGGCAUGUGCGCGUUCCUCCUGAACGUUUCGGUCGUGUUCCUGAUUGGCAAGACUUCGUCCCUCGUCCUCACCCUCUGCGGUGUGCUCAAGGACGUCCUCCUUGUCGUUGCCUCCAUGAUCAUCUGGGGCACUCAGGUCACUGCCCUCCAGUUCUUCGGCUACAGCAUUGCCCUGGGUGGUAUGGUCUACUACAAGCUUGGCUACGAGGCUCUCAAGGGCUAUGCUGGUGAGGCUGGUCGCCAGUGGGCCGAUUUUGGCAACCGCCGCCCCGUGCUCCGCCGUCUCGCCAUCAUCGCUUUUGUCCUCAUGGCCCUUUUCGCCCUCUUCGGCGGCUUCGCUCCGUCGUAUGACGAUGCCCACGUCUACCUUGACGAGGCCAAGAACAAGAUGGGCCUGUCCAGGCUCUAA
Messenger RNA from Dichotomopilus funicola, 1203 nucleotides. RefSeq names its product triose-phosphate transporter family-domain-containing protein. The record is from RefSeq and is a predicted model, not a curated record. Gene Ontology annotation, molecular function: antiporter activity. The coding region runs from base 1 to 1203 and encodes 400 amino acids. Lineage: Eukaryota; Fungi; Ascomycota; Sordariomycetes; Sordariales; Chaetomiaceae. The transcript has 5 exons. Gene Ontology annotation, cellular component: endosome; trans-Golgi network; Golgi apparatus.